AUGUUAUCUUCUAAAUGCUUAAAGUCAUCUUCUUUUUUCUACCUGGCGCGUCCAACUGUACAAUGCUUUACGAGACGCUCUAAUUCAACCUCUACACCUCCUGAAGCGCCUCCAAACACACCACCAGACUUUUACUCCACAAAUCUUAAGCGACCACAGCAACAACCACAGGAACACCGUUUUCGGCAUGAAUCUUCCGAGACGCCUUUUACCGAAGAAGGGCGCCGUAAAUUUGCUCGACUGAGAAAGUACCAGUUCCAUUUGUCAAAUAUUCCCGACGCACCCGAGUUUGGCACAAAUCAAUAUCUUACGAUUAAUGAAGAGCUUCAGCAGCAACUCAAAAAAGUUCUAACCCGAUUCAAUGCUCCGAUCCGAUAUGCUGUGGCCUAUGGAAGUGGUGUAUUUAAACACACCGAAGAUGAUGGCAAGAGGAAGAGAGUACUGGACUUUAUCUUUGGUGUAUCUCAUCCUGCUCAUUGGCAUGCAUUGAAUAUCCAGCAGAAUCCACACCACUAUUCAGCUUUACGUUUUUUAGGUGCCAAUUCAGUAGCAAUGAUUCAAGAGAAAGUGGGUGCGGGCGUCUACUUUAAUCCUUACAUAGAGAUCGAUGGCAUGGCUAUAAAAUAUGGGAUUGUUUCGAUUGACACCUUGUGCAGAGAUCUUAUUGACUGGGAUACCCUGUUUCUUUCUGGAAGAAUGCAAAAGCCUGUCAAGAUAUUGAGAGACGAUUCGAGAGUUCGCUUGGCAAAUCAAGUCAAUCUUACUGAGGCAGUGCGCGUAGCUCUAUUGACUUUACCUGAACAGUUUACCGAGGAUGAGUUUUAUAAGAGAGUGGCGGGCAUAAGUUAUGUGGGCGAUCUUGGGAUAUUUAGAACAGCGACCAACCCAUACAAGGUUGCUGGUAUGGUCCAGUCUCAGCACAGCCAAUUUCAUCGUCUCUAUUUCAGUCUACUUGAUGACCUGCCAAAUGUCGAUGUGUUGAGUAAUGGAAACUUGCAGCAAAACUUGAAUCCGAAAUUCCGUGGAUUGAUGGUACAAAAAUUACCAAAGACAUUGUACAAGCACGUAUUAGAUGAACACAAGCGUUAUUGCUCUAGUAAGAGCAUUGCUCUUGCUGAGAGUACGACUGAGCUAAACGAGCAGGUGGCUACAUCCCCUCAUCUUAAGGAAUAUUUUGACAGAAGUCUUUAUUCAAUCAUUGCUCGUCCAGCAAAAAUACAGAAUAUCAAAGGGAUUUUGACUGCUGGAUUAUGGAAUUCUGUUCGAGGUUCACCCUAAGACUUGCUGGGUUGUCUUUUUUUUUCUCACUACUUUUUUUGGUCAAUAAAUUAUUGUUAGUGGCAUUGUCAUUGGCACCCUU
Phycomyces blakesleeanus NRRL 1555(-) is the source of this 1360-nucleotide messenger RNA. RefSeq lists its product as hypothetical. Gene Ontology annotation, cellular component: mitochondrion. Gene Ontology annotation, biological process: CDP-diacylglycerol biosynthetic process; cardiolipin biosynthetic process. The record is from RefSeq and is a predicted model, not a curated record. Gene Ontology annotation, molecular function: phosphatidate cytidylyltransferase activity. Lineage: Eukaryota; Fungi; Mucoromycota; Mucoromycetes; Mucorales; Phycomycetaceae. The transcript has 7 exons. The coding region runs from base 1 to 1278 and encodes 425 amino acids.